This is a messenger RNA of Cuculus canorus (common cuckoo), 3048 nucleotides long. It is a transcript of the gene ENOPH1, whose product is annotated as enolase-phosphatase 1. Gene Ontology annotation, molecular function: magnesium ion binding; acireductone synthase activity. The transcript is spliced from 6 exons. The coding region runs from base 257 to 1042 and encodes 261 amino acids. Lineage: Eukaryota; Metazoa; Chordata; Aves; Cuculiformes; Cuculidae. The record is from RefSeq and is a predicted model, not a curated record.
UUGAGCCCGGGCCUAGUGCCAUCCCUGCGAGCUUGGCCUCCCCCGCGCUCUUCUUGCCGUGGGCACUGGGGCGAGGCGGGUGUCGCUGCCCUGGGCGGGGAUUGGGAGAGGCGGGUGCCGGAGCUGGGAGUCAGGGGAACUCCAUCCUGGGAAACCCGCUCGGGAGGCGGCGGGGCGGGCGUGGCCGGCUCGACUCCUGCGAUCCGCGGCGGCUCAGCCGCAGCCCGGAGCGGGGCGCCUGGUGCUUUACGCUGCCAUGGGCGCGCUGCCCGUGCCCUCGGAGGUGCGCGCCAUCCUGCUGGACAUCGAGGGCACCACCACCCCCAUCGCCUUCGUCCAGGAGACCUUGUUCCCUUACAUCAAAGACAAUGUGAAGGAGUAUCUACGCACUCACUGGGAGGAGGAGGAGUGCCAGCGGGAUGUCGGACUUCUGAGGAAACAGGCUCUGGAAGACUCCAGCUUGGAGGGGGCUGUACUGAUCCCUUUAGAGAGUGGAAGCGGGGAAGAGGAGCUAGAACGGGUCAUCCAGGCGGUCGUAGAUAAUGUGCACUGGCAGAUGUCUCUGGACAGGAAGAACACAGCACUGAAGCAGCUGCAGGGUCACAUUUGGAGAACAGCCUAUGCAGCUGGGCACGUUAAAGGAAAAGUCUUCGAAGACGUGGUUCCAGCCAUCCGUAAGUGGCGGGAAGCCGGGAUGAAGGUCUAUAUCUACUCCUCAGGCAGCAUUGAAGCCCAGAAGCUUUUGUUUGGAUACUCUACAGAAGGUGAUAUCCUAGAGCUCUUUGAUGGCCACUUUGAUACCACAGUAGGCCCCAAGGUAGAAAGUGAGAGCUACAGACGGAUUGCUGCUAGUAUUGGGUGUGCGACAAACAACAUUCUGUUCCUGACGGAUGUCCCUCGAGAAGCCAACGCGGCUGAGGAAGCGAAUGCUCAUGUGGCUGUGGUGAUCAGACCAGGCAACGCAGGACUAACAGAUGAUGAGAAAUCAUAUUACAGCCUUAUCUCAUCUUUCACCGAACUUUUCCUGCCUUCCUCCACUUAGGAAAAGCAGUGCAUGCACAAAAGCCUGUGCUUCACCUGAAUUGUCUUUGUGUAACAUUAGGUAAUUUUGUCCAUAACCAGAAUUUAAAACAAAUCCCACAUUAUGUCUUGUACCCGCAACUAGUGCAGGCAGGUAUGGAUGGUAGAGUCUGGUGUGGGGGUCCUUUCUGCAGCAGGACAGAAGGCUGCAGCAGCCAGAUAUAGCUCAGAGUGAGGAGAAGCACCCAGUGAGCCUUGCUGUUCCUCCCCUUUCCCAGCUAACAAUUAGCUCAGGGUAUGCUUCCUUCAGAUUUGCCCAUUGAAAUCUGUUGCUGAGAUGUCCCAGCACGAGCUCUGCCAUUUUCAGAAACAAUCUGCAAACAAGGUAUACCAUCCCCCUGUCCCAGCAGGACCUCCAGAGACCAUGAAGGGAUAUGCAAUUCUCCCUGCAGACGUGGUUGCUGGCUAAAUCAAAAGUUUCAGUUAGGAGGGGUUAGGAUGCCCAAGGGAAAAAGCCAAAUCUGGGCAGUAGGUUUGGGCUGGUACAGAAGAAGUCAGCCCAAAAAGCUGCAGGCAAGCUCUUCAGACCAGGAAGAGCUUAAAUCCUGGCUAUAUCCACAGUAGGUGUAAAGACAACACAAUACAACUUGCAUGUGAAAGCUGCCUAGGGCUACACAGCCAGCCUGCCAGAAGCAGAGUAUAGAAAAAUAUAGCAUUAAAAAUGAAAUUGUAGACCCACUUCACUGCUGCAUCAUGGUACUAGGCUAUGGGCUCCAGCUGGGUGAACAUCAAAGUCAGCUUGCACAUUUCUGAAGUAUCUCCCUUAGCACUAACCUGUCACACAUUCAAAGCACUGGUCAGCUCUUGGCAAAUCUUGACAACUGCUCCUAAGGGACACAUUCUGCUGCAUUUAAUGACAAUUAAACCCUUGAUCUUUUCACCCACCCUACAUAAAUUAUGACAUUUUAUAUCAGACAGUCAUGGAGCUUUUUCCUAAUAUAGUAAAUAAGAACACAACUUAGGCUUUCAUUGUGUUCAUUCAUCCCACUAUUUAGCCUUCCUGUCUCUUACCAGUCAUCCCAGCACAUAAAGGAAAGUAUCUUCACCUAAAGGCAAAUAGGCUUUUGGGUUUUUUUUGUUUAAAAAAAACCUGUGAAUACUUUGUUUUCCUGCUUUUGCCCUCCCUGUCCCUUUUCUUAAGGUAGACAGCCCUGUCCUGCCUAGGAAGCUGUAUUACCUCCCCGACUGUCUUAGAAUUUCAGUAGGAUCUCAGUGAGCAUGCAGGAGUGAGAGCCAUAGCUAGGUUAUACCUAGUAAUAGUGGAGGCAGAGGCAGUCUGAAAUCCCAGUUCACUACUGCUGGCCUUCAUGCAUGGGUGUCACUUGCUACUUAACCUUUUCUGCACAGCUGCACUUGAACUUGGCCUCACAGAUGGCCAAAUUAUCAUCCUAAUGUGCACAUUGCCUUCCUGAGCUCUGAUCUGCACCUACAACUGUCCCUGCUGAGUGAAGUUGCUGUGUAGAGAAUAAGAGAGACAGGCUUUUUGGGAGAGGAAAACGCAUCAUGCUAGCAUUGCCUUUAGAAGACUUCUAUGGUAACAGGUAAGGCUAUGAGGCAGUUAGUCUGGAUGCGUUUCUGGGCUAUGUAAUGAGUGUGAUCCUCCUAGAAAGAGCCUGCUAAUUAGCACUGUUACACAAUAAGUGUAUCUGCAUGGCUGAUUAGUCCCCAGCUUCCGUGUUAAUUUUAAUAAUGACGUUGUAAAUACCUUUUGUUUUGCCUUUGCCAUCAGGAAGGUAGGUGUGGGGUAAGGGACAAAAAUAAAACUCACUUUAUCCAUAAAAGCACUUUAUUUUGUGGUCAUGUUUCAGUAUAUAUCAGUUAUCAUUUAGUUGUAUUGAAAUGUGCUGUCAAAAAUAGUCUAAGAAAUGUAGAGUUAUCACCAAAAACCUGAAGUUCAGUGUGGACUGCAUAUAGGAAAAGGAGAAAGAAAAUCACAAUCUUUUUUUUCUUUAAUAAAAUUACAAAAUA